Messenger RNA from Tupaia belangeri chinensis (Chinese tree shrew), 4290 nucleotides. RefSeq names its product ring finger protein 152 (gene RNF152). Gene Ontology annotation, molecular function: ubiquitin protein ligase activity. The record is from RefSeq and is a predicted model, not a curated record. NCBI's taxonomy places the organism in Eukaryota, Metazoa, Chordata, Mammalia, Scandentia, Tupaiidae. Gene Ontology annotation, cellular component: lysosome; lysosomal membrane. Gene Ontology annotation, biological process: negative regulation of TORC1 signaling; cellular response to amino acid starvation; apoptotic process. The coding region runs from base 827 to 1438 and encodes 203 amino acids. The transcript is spliced from 6 exons.
CCCAAACCCAGGCCCCCCCAUGUGGCUUCAGCUCUCAAGAGUUUGCGCUGUGUCUGGUCACUAUGGAGCUCAGCCUGGAAGGCACAAGGAACCCUUGCCUGACGUCAGAAAUAUUUCUUCGCUGAAACACUAAUUGGCCAGAGUCACUGGGGCUGGCUGGGGCUGUUUCUGACUGUUCAGAAGGCCCUGAAGAUAGGAAGGUGUUUUCACGGGCUAAAGGCAAAUCACGUAGGUUUCUCACAUCGUUAUGACGAGAUCAUUUGGGUAAGACACUGACACAAGAAAAAUGAAAAGACAAUGAAAACUGUCAAAAUAAAGCCUGGCCCUGAUAGCUGCUGCCUCUACCUCCCGUUUCAGGAGCAUUCCAAUGAACUACUUGCAGGAGGAAGAAAAGGAGUGCCUUCUCUGGAUGAGAUCUGGAACAUACAGACAGCUGGACAAAGCUGUCUCAAUCGUGCUUCCUGCUUGUCAGCCUCUAGCUCCCCAAACGCGAACCAUUUCCACUUGAUGUCAUCACGCAGGAGGGGGUGAAAGGGACUCGGUGACAGAUUCAGAGAGAGAGAGAGUCACCACCAGUAGGAUCCUCCUGCCAUGAUCCAUUCCAGCCUCAGCCAGCCUGGAUCAUGGGGUAUGUACAAAUGCCUGGCGUGUGCAAGGAGAUCUCAAGACAUGAACCCAGGACCCUCUCAUAAACGAACACAGGAGCACACACUAGAUGCCUGUGAGCGUCGGAUCACGUCGCUGCGUUGUAGACGCACACUGGUGGCCCCUGCGUCCAGCUCCUGUCCGUCCACUUUGACCUUGCCCCUCCUGCUCACGGGCCACCAUGGAGACGCUCUCCCAGGAUUCCUUGCUGGAAUGCCAGAUCUGUUUCAAUUACUACAGCCCUCGGCGGAGGCCCAAAUUGCUGGAUUGCAAGCACACCUGCUGCUCGGUGUGCCUCCAGCAGAUGCGGACCAGCCAGAAAGAUGUGAGGUGCCCCUGGUGCCGUGGCAUCACCAAGCUGCCCCCGGGCUUCUCCGUGUCGCAGCUCCCCGACGACCCCGAGGUCCUGGCCGUCAUUGCCAUUCCACACACUUCUGAGCACACCCCAGUCUUCAUCAAACUUCCCAGCAAUGGGUGCUACAUGCUACCCCUGCCCAUCUCCAAGGAGCGCGGGCUGCUGCCCGGAGACAUGGGCUGCCGCCUGCUGCCCGGGAGCCAGCAGAAGUCUGUCACUGUGGUGACCAUUCCUGCCGAACAGCAGCCUCUGCAAGGCGGGGCGCCCCCGGAGGUGGCGGAGGAGGAGCCGGACAGGCGGGGCGUGGUCAAGAGCUCCACCUGGUCGGGGGUGUGCACUGUCAUCCUGGUGGCCUGCGUCUUGGUCUUCCUCCUGGGCAUCGUGCUUCACAACAUGUCUUGCAUUUCUAAGCGCUUCACUGUGAUAUCCUGUGGCUGAAGACAGCUGCGGGGAUGUCUCUUGUGGGUGCCAACUUAGGGGUUGAGCAGGUGUUGGUGAUGGGAUCCCGGCGAGCAGAUGGGGGCGACACUGACCAUUUGGUGCCCAGUGCUGGCCUCUAUGUUGCAACUUGAUUCAUCCAAAGACAGACACGAAGGGCAGAAGGCAAGGUCUCAACAGGCUACCAGACGGGUCGUUCUGAGUAUCCAUGGCCACAGCGUUGACGAUGAUCGCAUGCAUCCUCAUAAUCAUGUAUUAAACAGACUGUGAUUUAUGAUUUUGCAAAAUCAUGUUACAAGAUAGACAUAUUCUCCUUAGACAUUAAACUGUACAAGUAUGUACAACGUGAUCUUCUCUAAAUGCGGUAGACUCAAACAAAGAUGCUGUGUAUACAAGUAGAAUUAAACCCACGAAUCCAUGUAAAAAAUCAAUGAAGACUUGCGGUUCUGGCUUCUUUCUUUUUCUCUUCUGUUUUUAAUUUUUUUAAUGUAACCUCGUCUUCAUUUAGUUGUGAAACUUUUUAUACAUUUUGAAUGACACUCAAAUCAAAAUCGGUUAAAUGGGUGGUCGGUUUUUAGAGGAAAUAUGUGAACAGGCAUCUUCAGCCUGUCGUGUUUUGUCAUGUCCCUUCAUUUUUUCUCUUGUAAUUAGAGCUCACUACAUGUUGAUUAAACUGAAAGCCCAACGGGGGAGCAAUACGUUGAGAAAUCAUGAGAAAUGCCUAAUCGCACAGGAAACCUGUAUGCCAAUUUUUCUCAAGCCAUUUCACAAAAUAAGAAUUUAAAAUGUAAAUAGUCCGUAUUUCUGUGUGCGCACGUGUAUAUGUGUGUGGUUUGGUUUACCUCAGGCUUGUGAGCCUUUUCAGAAGAAUUCCAGGAGGACAGUUUCGUGGGAGUGAGUGAGACGAGUGUCUGAAGUGUUGGUCACCUCACGGGUGCCUGGACCCCCCAGUGAGGUCAUCUCAGCGUUCGGGCCUCUGCUUGUGUAUUUAAGUCCUGUAUUUUGUAGGCACAAAUGAACUGUACCAGAAAAAUCUGUCUUUUCUCCUAGUUUGGGGGUAUUGUAAUAGCGGUGAGUGUUGUUAACUGCUGACAAACCCAGAUGGGCAUUUUAAUGGACAGUCCAUGAUUAUGUUUUUGAAAGAUGUUGUUAAUGAGAGCUAAGACCGUUUAGAAUUCCACUUUGCUUUCGUUGGUAUCAGCAAGAAAAUCUCUAGUAUCUCGAAUAUGUCUUUAUUGAGAAAAGUGGCAAAGUAAACUAAUAACUCACAUUCCCAUUGUUAUGUGGACCAGCUCCUCAUAAAGUCUCAAGUAUUCUUAAAUGCAUAAUGAUCUGUAGAUGCUUAUGAAGAAAGAUCUGCCGGUGGUAAGUGAUAAAUUCCUAUCCCUGGGUGCUUGUGCAUUCAGAAAUAGCUGUGAGCCUUGCAAUUCUUUCCUGAUUUCUUUUAUGGAAUACACGAAGCAAGUAGGAUGAGACAAGGACUCACUCUACUCAUAAAUAUUUGUUUUUCUGUUCCACUGGGUCUCUGGAAAUGGCAGGGAGGAUGAGGGGAUAUGAGGGGAAAAUGAACGGUGACUGGUUUCAAAAAACAAGGCUAAAACAUAGCCCCUGUGAGAUCAAGACUAUUUAUAUGCUAUCACCCAAAUUAUGCAUAGUAAAGUGAUGGGAUUCAUGUAAAACAAAACAAAAAUAUAAUGACUAGACACAAAGUUAACACUGUUAAUUGGCAUGAUAAAUCCAUGGAAAAGUGUGAACUUGGGCAUUUCAAAUAGUUCAAAUUUGUGCUAAGACUUUUAGGAAAUGUAUUUGAAAGCUCAAGCUAGCAAUUAGGUUACAAUGCCAUUUUAUUUUGUAAGCUAUUGGGCAUUACACAACAAAUAAUCUAGGAUUUAUUUGGUAUUAAUAAUUCAGGUAUCAUAUUAACUAAAUACUAUCCUCUAUUAUGUAACAUAAUAUAUUAUUGGGUUAGUGUCAAUUUCUCAGACUCUCCCAGGCUGCUGUAAUGUACAUCUGACCCAAUUUCUAUUUCUCUUGGAGGAAAACACACACACACACACACACACACACACACACACACCCCAUAGAUACGUUGCAUUAAAAAUGCAACAAAGUCCAAUGGACGUUGCUGUUGCAAUUUUAAGCCAUGCCGUAUUCAAAUUAAGUUUGAGAGUGACUCUCAUACACUAUGUACAGUGUGAAAUGACUGACCUAUUAGUGUAGUCUGUGGUAGAGUUGUUCUUGUUAAGUAGGUUAUAUGUAGACACUAAUGUGUGUGAUGAUAGUGUCCCGUGCUGCUUAGUACAAAGCCGUAGACUAAAAGCGACCACAGCACUUUUACUUAAAAACAGUCCCGUGCUAGAGCUGCAAAACCGAUCAGCUCUCUGGUAGAUUCUUGACCUAAAAUUUAAGCUAAUGAUAACAACCCAAAUCAGAAUUUUUUAUACAAGUCUCACUGAUGUAAGAAACAUUUCAGUGGAUUCUGCCUGCAGUUAUUUGUGUACCUGCUUGUUAAGAUAUGUAUUAUGUUUGUGUGUGUGUGUGUGUGAAAGAGAAAGACCUAUCUUAACCUGCCAGAUAGAAUUUUAUAGGCUUAAUGUUUUCAUGUUAAUUGGCAUUCCAUUGCUCUGGUCUCUUCUGGCUUUUACCCAGGACACUAAUGACCCAUCUACCCCACUUGACAAAAACCCAGUGGCCAAAAUUCAUAGUUGCACAUCAAUUAAAAGUCACAAUCAGAAAGCACAGAAAGGGCUGAAAGCAGCCUCUGGUGGCUUUAUUUUGUAGAGGAGUCCUUUGAGGCCCACUGAGGUGCAUAGCAGCUUGUAAUACCUGCAGUAAACUGGGGACAGGACUUU